UAUACGUGAAAAGAAUAGUAAGGGAGUAAGGAACCGUCGUGUGGACUGAGUGGAUGUGAUGUGAUUGGGGUGUUAAUACAGUAUAAGUAGAUACAUAUUUUAUACCUACGCGUAAUGGUGAAGCCUGUUGACUGAGUUUUCUUACGUGCGACGCCGAAAAGAGGAAGAAGAACGAACGAACGAACAAUCAUCGAGCAUGCUGCAGCAGUGAAGAAGUGAUGUGAAGAAGAAACAAACAGUCCUGGGAUCAGGGACUCGCGGGAGGUCUACAUACCUAUACAAUAGUCCCGAGUCCCGAGGACUAAUUAUAAUUGUGUUCGAGAAUAACGACCCGGACACGGACGUCCACGAGAAAGAGAGGAGGAAGUGGUGGUUCUCGCGAGUAUGCCCCGCUAGCUGCUGCUAUUGCAGCAAGUGGAGAGUUAGGAGAGACCAGCGGUGGCGGCAUAACUCCCGCAGCACACCAUCAGGCAGUAUUAGGCGGCGGCUGUCUGCCAACAGCAGCAGCAAAAGUGUAGUACACUAUUCGUAUAUAGCAGAGCAGCGGGCCCAAUAAAACACUCAUAGGUAUAUAGGUACCCACGCUGAGCGUACAUUAUACAUACAUACAUACACAUACCGUAUGUGUAUACGCAUCUACUCGCAUCAAUCGUAUGUUGUAUACAUCCCAACAGCAAUAAUAAUAUUUUUUCGGUACGUCCGUACGUGUGGGUAUAAUAUAACGUACGAAUGCAUCUAUCGUCCUCGAAAAAGACGAGCUGGAGCAACGGACGGAAGAGCGUUGUUGUUGUUAUCAAGGCAUUAGCCCUCCUUUCUAUCCUCUUUUAAUGGAUCAUCAACUACGUCACUGCCCUGGCCAAAGUGCGCCUGUGUCCGAGGUGAUGGUGGUGAUGAUGAUGAUGGCGACGGCGACAACGACGACGAUGACGAUGACGGUGAUAUUAUGAUGAUGAUGAUGCAUGGAACUUUUGAUAUACUUAUACUCUUAGACGAAGCUGAUUAAAAGAAAGAGACUAACAAGAGAGAGCGAGAGACUGAAUUCUUUUUUUUUAUACUUCAAUAAUCCAAGACGAGCGUGCUCAAGUGCCUUUAGGACUUUCUCAGUUUUUUCUAUACAUUAGUGUGCAAGUGUUUACAUAUUCGUGUGUUCUGUUUCUACUUCAAGCUAGCUAGGAUGUUUUGCGUUGAAACCUGUAAGGAUACACCUGGACAAGAUGUGGUUUGCAGAUAACUGGAAAUGAUAGUUUUUAAAGUUGGUUGUCCAAGCAGACGGUGUUAGGAGCAUUACAAUUUUAUUUGGCUUUCAAUAGCCUUUAGAAGGGAUGAAUGGAACAACAGGCCUGCGUCACAGUGUUGGUGGCAGUGGGAUUGGUGAAGCAGUUCCUGUUGCCACAGUGGUUGUCUAUAAAGACCAGAUGGGAUAUGGGAUGAAAGUUUCAGGAGACAAACCAGUUUAUGUUCAGUCUGUCAAAGAAGGUGGUGCAGCAGAAAGAGCCGGCCUUCAUGCAGGUGACAAAAUAAUCAAGGUAGACGGAGUUAAUGUAAUGCAAUCAACACACACCGAAGUUGUGGAGCUCAUCAAAGCAUCAACACAAGUAGUAUUAACAGUGCAACAACAAUCGCAUCCGACAAUGGCAACGGGACUGUCGUCUUCCCACCAUCACCGUCCAACGAGCUUAUCGACGAGCUCCGUGCUGGUUUCCCCAGUUCAGGGAACGUCGCUUCACCGAGCCUCAACCGCUCCGGCGUCCUGUACGGAAAGAAUCACCGGACCGCAGCCAGUCGACAACGAAAAAAUGCGUCAGCUGGAGACUCAACGUAUUUUCACAUUGCAAUUGAUGUUGGAAAAUGAGCAGAGUCACGUUGACAAGUUGCGCAGCGAACUGGCUAAGCAGACGGCUGCUGGCAACGCUAAUAGCAUUGUCUCGCUGCAGACCGAGCUCGGCAACGCGGAGCGCCGGUGUAACAAGUUGCAAGAGCAACUUGAUCAAUUCUCCAGCGCCCACUUGGGCUCAUCCAGCGUACUAAGCAAGCACCAACGUACGAAAUCGAGUCCCGAGCAGUUGGGCAUCAUAUCUUCAGCCGAAGCUAGCCGACGCUUCAUUGCCACGGAGUUGAUGAACGAGUUAGCUCAGCAGUCAGUCUCGUUAAAUAGGCCUGGCGGCGGUCGCUACAGCGGUAUAGAUUUAGAUGAACCGCAGGCAGGACACAGAACACCACCCGGUACACCUCCACCGCCCUACCCAGCUCCCACGUAUGGGGAUAGCUCCUGUUCGUCUCUCAAUGAAAGCGUAAUAGAUGGAGGCAGUCCAGGAAUGCCAAUGAUUCAGCAGCCAAUCAUAUCAAUGGAGGACGACGAUAUGAGCGAUCAAGAAGUUGGGCAGUUGGAAGAUCAUGGCCCGUUUAAAUUGUUAUCUAAGCUGUGGCAACAUCACGCUCAUCUCGCUGUUUUCAUGAAUUACGUUCUUUCCAAUAGCGAUCCCUCUAGUCUGUUAUUCUACCUCAUAACCGAUCUUUAUAAGAAGGGAAAUGCUAAAGAAAUGAAAAAAUGGGCUUACGAAAUUCAUUCGACUUUCUUAGUACCUGGAGCUCCUUUGCGUCUUAAUAACGUAGAUGAAAAUAUUGCUCGUGAAAUCGAUAACGUUUUACAAAACGAAUCCGACAAAGAAGAAAUUUUGCGAAAAAUAUUUUGGAAAGCAAGGAGUCGAGCAAAGGAGGAGCUUAACGAACAGUUAGCUGAUUUUCAGCAGAAGAGAAUAGCUGGGUUGGGUACGCUUUUCGGACCAAGCGAUGCUCAACUUGACGAAAGCGCUUGUGAUAAAAACGUAGAAACUAAAAUCAUCGAAACAUACCUUUUACCAAAAAUGGAAACAUAUUUGGAGGAUAUUGAAAAAGAAAACAUCGAUCAACGCAAAUUUUCAAUCGCAGCUGGUGUUGCCACGGUGUUAACAAAAGUAUUUCAAGUGCGGCUGACAUUCGUGGAUCGCGUUCCGACAUUCGUUGCUAAGGACAAAUCGCAUAUCAAAGCUAGAUUAUACACUGUUAAGCAGAGAAAGAUGUCAGUCAAAGGUCAUAAUUUCGUCAUCAUCCAGUACUACACCGUUCAAUAUUGCAAUCACUGCCAGUUCAUAAUCGGUGGUAUCGGCCCUCAAGGUUAUCAAUGCAGUAAUUGUACCCUUAACGUUCAUCGUCAGUGUGUUAGAAUCGUUGAAGAAAACUGUCCAGGUCCUUUAGUUAAAAAGGAUAAAGGUAAUGACUGUAUCAGUAAACUCAUGGAACGUAUUCGUCUAGAAAAGAAGCCUCCGUCACACCAGAAUCAAAAUCAGUUCCAUCAUGUCGAGCGUCAGAAGAGAGCUGACGAAGAGAGCAGUCCUUUGGGUGACGGAGAGAACGGAGAGCAUCGCGGAAGCGGCUUGGCGGGAAGCGCACGGGCCGGCAGCGAGAGAGGCCGCGUUUCCGUCUUCGGAAGCGGCGAACACGCCGAUAGUAUGGACGAUCCCUCGUCGAGGGAGGACAUUUCCGAAAUGGUGCAGCAGAAUAUUUCCAGUAAGCCAAAGACGUCAAACAUAAACAGGUCCGAAAGUUACAAGGAGCGGAUACAUCACAAGCGACAAGUGCGCGAAAAACGAAAGACCAGCGAUCCAAAUCUCUCGAAAACAAAAGCGCGCGGCGCAGACUCGAAAAGCGGCGGAGCCUUCCCGGGCAACUCGGCGGGCAGUUCUUCCAACAGCAGCCUGUCGACGCGCAGCCUCGACAGCCCGAGCACGAGCCUCGAACAGGUUCACUCGUCCGGGAGCGCGACAGCUGCCGCGGCGAGCGCCGCCGCCUCCUGGGACAGCGACGUCGAUGUCGAGCCCGAUCCCCCGGAUUGGACCCAGGGCGUGUCCGAGGAAGUCCUUGCCAGUCUCGGCAACGCCGAGAAAAAGAGGCAAGAGGUCAUCAAUGAACUGUUUCACACGGAACGGUCGCAUGUACGGGCGCUCAAGGUCCUGUCGCAAGUCUUCCACAAGCCGAUGAAGAACGAGGCCGUCCUGGCCCUCGAUCAGAUAGACCUACUCUUCUCGAACCUCGAUGAGAUGGUCCAGAUCCAUUCGCAGUUCAACCAGGCGAUGAAACGCAAGCGCAAGGAGAGCCCGCUCGUCGCCGACGUGGGCGACCUUUUGCUCGAAAUGUUCGACAACGAGCCGGGUGAGAGGUUCGAGCUCGCGGCUUCGAGGUACUGCGCCAAGCAGCAGGUCGCCCUGCGCGCACUGCGCGAGCAACGUCGCAAGGAUCCCAAGCUCAAUGGCUUUCUGAACGAGGUCGAGGCGAAUCCCAUGUGUCGGCGGCUGCAGCUCAAGGACCACUUGCUCACGGGCAUGAUCCGGCUGACCAAGUACCCGCUGCUCUUCGAGAACCUUCACAAGUACACGCCCGUGUCCAACGAGCGCGAGCGCAAGGCUGUGCAGCGUAGCCUCGAGCGUAGCCGCGAGAUCUUACAGCGGGUUAAUCAGGCGGUGCGCGAGGCCGAGGAUUAUCACAGGCUCGUCGAAAUGAAGCGCCUCAUCGAUCGCGCGGCUUUCGACAAGGUCGACCAUCAAGACUCCGUCAAGGAGUUUGCCGAUUUCGACAUUACCAAGCACCGGCUCAUCUACGAGGGUCCAUUGCAGUGGCGCGUCGUCAAGGCCAAGCCCGUUGAUCUCCACGUCGUUCUACUCGACGAUUAUAUCAUUCUGCUGCACCGACAGGACGAAAAGUACGUCCUUAAGUUUUUUAACCAGAUGAACUCACUGCUCAGUCCCAUUGUCAGGGUCUCGACGGUCCUCGUGCGUCACAACGCCGUCGACAAGAGCUCCCUCUAUCUCGUCAACACGGCCCAAAAGGGCGCACAAAUCUACGAUCUCGUUGCCUCGUCGUACGAGGAGCGUCAGCUCUGGUGCAAACACAUCUCCGAGACGGCCGAGGUGCACAAGGCCCGCGACCGCGAGGCCAGGCGCCUCAUACCUCCGAGCUCCUCGUCGGGCGAUCUGAGCGAAGUCAAUGAGGACCAGCAACUCCUCCCUGAGCCCGUACCGAUCGCCCAACCUGUCAGUCAGCAGCAGCAACAACACCAACAGGUGCAGCAAAACAGCAAUGAGGUGUCUCGCCCGAAUGACAAACCAGAGCAACAGGACAAGGAAACGCCAACGACAGCUGCCGCGCAGCAACCACAAACAGAAUUAACAGACUCAGCGGCACCCGAGCACAACGGAGCACGGGCAACGAGCGCUGCUCCCAUUGUAGGCACUACGAGCACGGGCGAGCCCCUGAUGAUGGUCACCUGCACGCAAUGCUCGCUCAUUGAUCCCGUUGAAGUUUGCGUGGAGGAGAGGCCCGUUCACAUUGCCGAACCCGUUUUUACACCGAUCGAAUUACUUCGGCGUAAGGACGAUGUCAUCAAACAAGCCCUACUUGAAAAACAGUCCAUUGUCGAAAACAUUCUCAAUAUUUCAAAACCAGACGCCGAGAGCGCGCCCGAAAUAACGCCCUCCAGUCUUCCAGUCCUUGAAAAGGAACCCGUUGAACUCAUACUCUCAGCAAUCGGUCAAACUAAUCAAUUGAUCGAGCUGCUCAAUUCAGCUCUAACGGUAAGCGAGACGGAGACGGUGCUCGCUACGCAGAGCGCAAGCCCAGCCACCGUCGGUUGUGAGGCCACAGGGUGUCCAGCACCGCGAACUCAUCCCCACAGACUAGAACCCACGGUUCCCGUUGCAACGCUACAACCGAUUUGUAAUACCUUGACGUCACAGUUAUCGCAAUUGCUCAAAAUUGUCAAAGAAAGAGACGAGGAAAGAGAAAGAUUGCGCAAGGAGUUUCGGCGGAGCCGAGAACGUUUGCAUGCGAUUGACGCCAACGUUCAACGUCGAGAGACCACAGAGGUUAAUUUUUCACUGCCAGAGAAUGCAGUAAAAAAUGAACAAAUAGCAACUUGUGAAUCAAGCCAGGACGCAUCCAACGAUGGAGCGGAUAAAGAAAUUUUCGUUGAUGCGCAAAGCGAUCUAGAGGCACCGCCGGCGGCGACUACAGUAUCAGCAACAAAUGAAGUUAAGGUCUCGUCGGAUAACGAGGUCAUGGGAGACAGCGUAGGUUGACGUGUCCGGGCUUUUUCCCUGAAUCGCAGACCCGAUGCAUUUGUUAAUGCGUUUCCACGAUUCUUCGCCCAGUAUCAAAAGUGCGCGCAAAGCAUGAGACGGACGAAGAAUAAAAAUUAAGAGAAAUAAAUUAAAAAUAAACACACAGACAUACAUAUGCUCUGACAAAAAAUAAAUAAACACACAGGUGGGGUAGAGUAAGAAUUUUAGACUAUCUUUUUAUUUACCGAAACUUAGCUUGCUAAUGAUUUCGUGCAAGGAAAAAACAAAAACAAAAUUUUGUGGAACAUAAUGCAUUGCCGUAAAAAAAAAUAAAAAAAAAAUAAAAAAAAAUCAAUUUUUCAUAUGUAACCAUUUUUUGUACGUGACUGCGGAGUUAGUGAGCUUUUGCAAUUUGACAUGGCGAAGACACAUUUUAGAAUACAGAAUUUAUACAAAGUGCCUUUUUUUUCUACACAAUUUUAUACUGAGUAUAAUACACAUUCGUAUGAAGAAUGAGGUUUGAUAAGAAGAAUUAUACAUGUACCAGAGAAGCCUUACGACUUUCUCAGGAAAAAAUGUUAGGAUGUAGAAUUUUAAAUUUUCAAAUACAUUCAUACUAACGAAUCUUUGAUUCGUGUUUUAGAUAUUAAAAUUUAUAUACCACCUGAAUCAUUAAGAUUUUUUUAUGUAAAAUAUAUACAACAUACAACUGCAUUAGUACUUGCUUAUAAUGAUCUUCAGUAACGAACAUAAUUGAAUUCAAGACUUGAAUGCAUUAAGAUAGACUGUAUUUAUGUUGAAAAAAAUCAAACAUUAGUUAGUUCCUUAUUGAACGAUUAAUAAAUUUUUGCUAUUCUCUUGUUAAAGGUGCUUUUUAUGACCUUGGAUUAUUAAAUCUACUAAGCUUGUUACAUUUUUUGUUGACCUUAUUAAAAAAUCUAAAGCCAAAUUGUCUUGCAUAUUCAUCAUAAAUAUUUAUACAUAAGAGAAUCUCGAUUUUCGAAAUAUAAGCACGAAAUCAUUAGACGAGUGGUAAAUUACACACAAUUAACACAAUAUUCCAUAUAUCAUUGAAGCAAAUGAAAUAACUAUGCAAACAAAUAUUCUGAACGUAUUUAUGCAUAAAAUAUAAGCGAUGAAAAUUUAUAAAUUAAAAAAAAAUGUAGUACAUGUAUAAAGAAUAUUUAAUGACGUAGUGUUAUAGUGGCGAUUAUUACUAUUAUUACUAGUUAUAUAUGGUUAUUACUAUUACUUGUAUUAUUAUCAUUAUUAUCAACGAGGUAUUACCAUUUAUCUGGAUUAAAAGCUCUCAUUGAAUGGAAAUGAACUUUGACAGUGUAUUUAUGUACAUUUAAAAAAUCAUUGUAUGUUUUGAUACAUUUUUUUUUUCAGUUUUGUAAUUUACAUUGAGUUUUUACAAUUAAAAGUAUAUUAAUAUACCUUUGAAACAUAAAACAGACUAAACAUUUUAUGUACCAUAUACAAUCAUACUCUUGAAUAAAUCCAGAUCUUCACAGAUAA
This is a messenger RNA of Copidosoma floridanum, 7613 nucleotides long. It is a transcript of the gene RhoGEF2, whose product is annotated as Rho guanine nucleotide exchange factor 2. The record is from RefSeq and is a predicted model, not a curated record. Gene Ontology annotation, molecular function: guanyl-nucleotide exchange factor activity; G protein-coupled receptor binding. Gene Ontology annotation, biological process: G protein-coupled receptor signaling pathway. Gene Ontology annotation, cellular component: cytoplasm. Lineage: Eukaryota; Metazoa; Arthropoda; Insecta; Hymenoptera; Encyrtidae.